AGUCACUAUAUCUAGUCUCCCACAGUACACACAACAUGGAAGUGCAAUUAUUUUAGUAAAUAUAAACUGCUAAAUACCUUUUACAUGUUAUUCUUGUGACUUCAGCAGAGCACUGGUUAAAGCUUGCAAGAGGAGUUUUCAUUUUGCUCUAGAUGGAUGCAGAACCCCUGACCUCUGUCUGGACAAUGCUGAUUGGCCCUGUGCUGAUCACAUGCACUCUCCCAAGAAAGAAAAAAAAAAAAACCUCUCUAGGAAUACACACCAAACUGAGUAUGUGCAGUGACUCCACACAAUACAAUAUGUCUUAUCGGGAGAUAAGAGGGGGAUACUGGAAGAAGGGGAGGAUCAGAGAAGACAAGAUAAAAAACCGCAUUUUUAAACAAUGCAGAUGAUUAACCCCUUAGAUCCCACAGUGAGUAUAACACGCAUGAUUUACUGCAUAUACAGACUGAUUUUACUGUUGUGGGUUUAG
Molecule: messenger RNA, 472 nt
Organism: Staurois parvus
Lineage: Eukaryota; Metazoa; Chordata; Amphibia; Anura; Ranidae
Source: the annotation of a GenBank genome assembly